Molecule: messenger RNA, 687 nt
Organism: Emiliania huxleyi CCMP1516
Lineage: Eukaryota; Haptophyta; Isochrysidales; Noelaerhabdaceae
Exons: 1
Coding region: 1-687 (228 amino acids)
Source: RefSeq, a predicted model, not a curated record
AUGACGACCCUCGAUCCCACCCGCGUGAUCGACGAGGGCGAGUACUACGGCUGGUACAAACACGACUAUCAGUGGAGCCAGGGUGAGCUCGUCAUCCUGCGCAAGCUAGACGGGAACGGCGACCAGAUGCAGCUCAACAUCUGGUGCACGACAGGCACCGUUGGCUCGUACCUCAACCAUCCGCGCCGUGGCAAGUCGCAGCUGUUCCGGCGCGACAUCGACGAUUACCGCGAGCUGCGCGAGGUGCUGGAUAACCCUCGCGUCCACGGGUACGGUGGGUACUACGAGAGACGCGCACCGGCGCAGGCGCCGCCCGCGCGCGCUGAGCGGACAGUUCCGUGUCCCGCGUGCGGCCGGAAGUACCGCAGCAUGGCGGACACCGCCCAGCACUUCGAGUCGGGCUCCUGUCCGCACUGUCCCGGCGCCGACGACGCGCGGCGCAUGGCCUAUGGCUACGCUCGGCAGAUGGAGGCGGGCUCGGGCAUGCGCUUCACCACGGGGCAGAAGCUGCUCACCUUCGACGGAGACGGCUCGCAGGAGUGGUCGUCCGGCUACACUGAGGGCGGCGACAAUUACUCGUGCCCAGCGUGCGGCAAGCAGUUCCGCGCUCUCCACAGCCUGCUCUCACAUACCCAAUCGCGGCCGCAGUGCCAGGGGAGCAACGCGGGGCUGCUCACCUUUCGCUGA